UUCUUUUACGCACCCAAAAAACAUUUGUCGACUCCCCGCUAAGUGGCUUAAGGAAAGCGAACUAUCCAUACGCGCCUUUCUCUCUCCUCUUCUCAUUUACGGUCGCUCUUUCAAUCAAAAACCCUAGCAAGCACUGGUCGAAUCUCCUAACCAUGGAUAUUGAAGCUGAGAUUCGGGAACUGCAGCUUGACUCGACAGGUGGAAUUAUAAAAGAGAGUAAUGGGGUGGUUAAUACAGAAGAUGCACUGCCAGAAGAAGUGGAGAAGGUGGAUAAUAUGGAGGAAGAUUCAAAAGAUAAUAUUACUCUACAACCUAAGGAAGAACAGGCUGAGUUGAAAGUAAAAGACAAGGAAGUUUCUGUAGAUGUUGAAAUACCAGAUGAGGUGGAAGAGGACAAUAAAAAGCGGCAUUUGAAUGUGGUUUUUAUUGGGCAUGUUGACGCUGGCAAGUCCACAACUGGAGGUCAGAUACUUUUCCUAAGCGGUCAGGUUGAUGAUCGGACAAUCCAAAAAUAUGAGAAAGAAGCUAAGGACAAAAGUAGAGAAAGCUGGUAUAUGGCGUAUAUUAUGGACACUAAUGAAGAGGAGAGGGUUAAGGGUAAAACAGUUGAAGUUGGACGAGCACAUUUUGAAACAGAGACAACUAGAUUUACAAUUUUAGAUGCACCUGGUCACAAGAGUUAUGUACCAAAUAUGAUUAGUGGAGCAUCUCAAGCUGAUAUUGGUGUACUGGUGAUUUCUGCUCGGAAAGGAGAAUUUGAAACUGGGUAUGAGAGAGGUGGGCAGACCCGUGAGCAUGUUCAGCUUGCAAAGACAUUGGGGGUGUCUAAGCUUCUUGUUGUUGUUAAUAAAAUGGAUGAUCCCACCGUCAAUUGGUCAAAGGAAAGGUAUGAUGAAAUUGAAUCAAAGAUGAUACCAUUUCUAAGGGCUUCAGGCUACAAUGUGAAGAAAGAUGUCCAGUUCCUACCAAUAUCUGGUCUGCUUGGUACAAACAUGAAAACAAGAAUGGAUAGUAAGGUAUGUUCAUGGUGGGAUGGCCCAUGUCUUUUUGAAGCUCUUGAUGCUAUUGAAGUUCCUCUACGAGAUCCAAAAGGUCCUUUCAGGAUGCCCAUUAUUGACAAAUUUAAAGACAUGGGAACUGUAGUCAUGGGCAAAGUAGAAUCUGGUACUGUAGCUGAGGGUGAUUCCUUGCUGGUCAUGCCAAAUAAGACUCAGGUGAAAGUCGUUGCUAUAUACAUCGAUGAAAAUAAGACUAGACGUGCAGGGCCAGGAGAAAAUCUGCGCAUCAGAUUAACUGGAAUUGAUGAUGAAGAUAUAUUGGCAGGUUUUGUCUUGUCAAGCAUUGCAAGGCCGAUAGCUGCAGUUACAGAAUUUGUUGCUCAAUUGCAGAUUCUUGAACUGCUCGACAAUGCAAUUUUUACAGCUGGCUAUAAGGCUGUUCUGCACAUUCAUUCUGUAGUUGAGGAAUGUGAGAUAGUUGAGCUGCUUCAACAAAUUGAUCCAAAAACAAAGAAACCUAUGAAGAAGAGAGUUCUCUUCGUGAAGAAUGGUGCUGUUGUUGUGUGCCGUGUUCAGGUAAAUAACAUGAUAUGCAUCGAGCCGUUUGCUGAUUUUCCACAACUUGGCCGGUUCACUCUUCGAACUGAGGGGAAAACAGUUGCUGUGGGGAAAGUCACAGAACUUUCUUCAGGUUCUAGAUAUUAAACAAUUUUGAAAUUAGAGGCUGAGUCAAAAUGAUAGCUUCUUUUUUUUGUGUACUUUUGAGCGCCGGCAUGUCCACAACUCGUUCAAAAUAUAAGUCGAUUCAGAUAUUUUGUGGAGGAUCGGGUAGUUGUUAUAUGGAGAGACGUACUAUUGUUGCUGGUGCGGUGUGUUCUUAAUACCCAUUUCAUAGGCAUUGAUGCUUUAGAUGUUCUGAAUGUAGAGUAUAUACCUGAUUUACCCACAUCAUAUUUAUUAUAAUCAGUUUUAUCUAUUAAAGCUUUCUCAACUUGAUUGUAAUUUAGCUUACUUAAUUCCGUAAGUUUGGCUUGGUGUUCAAUUUUCCA
Jatropha curcas is the source of this 2047-nucleotide messenger RNA. The record is from RefSeq and is a predicted model, not a curated record. Lineage: Eukaryota; Viridiplantae; Streptophyta; Magnoliopsida; Malpighiales; Euphorbiaceae.